UAAUUAAGCCUCUCAACAUCAUUAGAGUAGACUAUCCGGUUCUCUAAGCAAACGUCCCACUUCGUAUUUGUAAGCUGGCUCUGGGUGGUUGCUGACAUACUUGAAGGCAGUAGCUGCACAAUAUGACUUUUAUUAGGAUGCUGCAUUUACCAAACAGGAAGAAAUUCUGUUCUGUGGUGUUUACGGCCGCACGUUUGUGCAGCAGCUGCCCACCAGCUGCGUGCAAAAACCCGGUGGUUUACUUUGAUAUUGCUGCUGACAACGAACCGCUUGGCAGAAUUAGCUUUGAGCUUAAUGCAGACGUAGUGCCAAAAACAGCAGAAAACUUCCGAGCGCUCUGUACAGGAGAACAUGGCUUUGGCUACAAGGGAUCCGUUUUCUUCAGGGUGAUCCCUCAGUUUAUAUGUCAGGGUGGAGAUAUUAUUUAUAACUUUGGAGGUGGUGAUAAGUCUAUCUAUGGAAAGAAUUUUCCCGAUGAGAACUUCAAGCUGAAGCACACUGGACCAGGUAUCCUGUCCAUGGCCAAUGCUGGACCGAACACCAAUGGAUCCCAGUUCUUUAUCUGCACCACUAAAACAGAUUGGUUGGAUGGCAAGUAUGUUGUCUUUGGAAAAGUAAAGGAGGGAAUGGAUGUGGUCAAGAAAAUGGAGUCUUUUGGUUCCAAGAUUGGGUACACUUCAAAGAAGAUCACGAUCACGGACUGUGGAGAGCUCAAGUAGAUUUAAUGUGGAUAUGGUCAUUGUGUAAUUUCAUUUCCUGGUGAAUUUCAAUAAAAUGACCAAAGUGAAAGAGGUUGGCCUAGAGUGCUUCCUCUUUUGCUGAGUGUAGAUAAAUGUCACAAGUACUGUGAAAAGAUUGGGGUAAAAUGUAAUUUUUGCCAGUGAGAGACUACUUCCAGCUGCAAAUUAAAAUUUGCAUGGGCAUAAAACUGAAUGCACCCACAGUCCAAUCAGUUUGUGAGGUGUUCAGCUGCAUGGUCCUCAGUUUGAGAACAGGGUGGGAUGCACAUUCUGGGGGGGUUUACAUCAGGAAUGGGCAUCUGGUGUUUAAAAAAAGUCUGCCAUAUCAGAUAUUGGCACUAUGGCAUCAACUGAGAGAAGCUUUUUAUCUCUCUGCCUAUAAAAUGACCAGCUUUAUCACGCUUUUGUACUUGGUAAUAUUCUGGUGGCUGCUCUUUGAAAUUGAGAAAAAAAAAAGAGAGCAAGAGAGAGACUGUGCAUCUGCCCUAUUCCACAGCCCCGCAUUGCUGCAGUUUGCAAAACAAUCUAUAAACCAAAAUCUAGCUUUUACAAACUCACUGUCCAAAGCUUUGCUGCUCCCCAGCUCUACUGCUGAUAUCGUCGAAUAUUUGCAGGUUUGCAGUUUCAUGCACAUGGCCAGAGGUCCGUGAAUUAGCUAAAGACCUCUACUCUGACAUUUGUGUGUAUAUUCUGCUUAUAGCAUGAUGCAUGUAUAACAUUUGGUUACAUUACAGUGACCGCAACACACUCAUUUCAAACAGUUUAUUUUUUAUGAUUGGGGUUUUAAUAAUAAAAUAGACUUUUUAUCCUGGUGAUGGGUGGGGAUUGUUUAUGGUAAGGCAUUAUACAAAAAAAAUAAAAUAAUUGACAUGCAAAACUGA
This is a messenger RNA of Maylandia zebra (zebra mbuna), 1621 nucleotides long. RefSeq names its product peptidyl-prolyl cis-trans isomerase A. Gene Ontology annotation, cellular component: cytoplasm. Gene Ontology annotation, molecular function: cyclosporin A binding; peptidyl-prolyl cis-trans isomerase activity. Gene Ontology annotation, biological process: protein folding; protein peptidyl-prolyl isomerization. NCBI's taxonomy places the organism in Eukaryota, Metazoa, Chordata, Actinopteri, Cichliformes, Cichlidae. The record is from RefSeq and is a predicted model, not a curated record.